CCGGGGCUGGAGAGACGGCUGCUGCCGGGGAAGGGGGAGGGGAGCUGUGGAGAGACUGCAGCUGCCGCUGCUGGGGGAUGGGGCCGGGACAUGGAGACACCGCUGCCGGGGGGGAGCCGGGCGCGGAGCACGUUGCUGCGGCGGCGGGAGGAGGGAGCCGGCAUCCCGGGUCCUUUCAUUCCCGCUUCCCCGCGGCCAGGGAGGAAGGAGAACGAGCGCGGGCCCCGGCUGCUUCACCAUGACCUCCCGGCCACCUCCAGCCCGUGUUUGCAUGUUCUCCUGAAAGCAGCAGCCCCUGCCAUGUAACAUGACCUGUGCAGCCAGGGCCCAGUGCAGCGCAGCCAUUGAGCUCUCCCUGCACAUGAAUCUCCUGCGUGUCUCCCCCUCGCCCCUUUGAAAACUGAUCUUUGGCUCUUAGUGUGAAAGUGAUUUGAAUUUGGCUCGGCGGCGCUCUGCGCAGGCGUCCAGCUGCUGGCAUGCUGGCUCCUUGCAAAGCAGCUGUUUUGGGUUUGAAAUUCCAACAUGGCAGAGGCUGCAGUCAGUCUUCCCUUCAAAAACUUGGAAUGAUUUCAAAUCAUAGGCACCUUCACUUAACCCGAGCCCCCAUUCAUCAGCAAACACAUCGGAUCGAUGCUAUUCUAACCUAUCGGGUGCUUAUACCAAACCUCCAGGUUAAAUGAAUACCUGACGAAAGGGCCCACGUUUCAAGGCAGUGACAUUUGAUAGCUGAGAGGAAAAGUGGCUUUAAUGAAAAGCAACCUUUGGAAUUCCUGCUUGUGAAAAAUCCAAUUCAGCUUUUUGUGCUGCCAGCAAGAAAUGAUCAGUAGCACCAGUGUUUAUGGCUUGAAGAUGCAGUGGACGCCGGAGCAUGCCCAGUGGCCAGAACAGCACUUUGAUAUCACUUCAACCACCCGGUCUCCUGCCCACAAGGUGGAAGCAUACCGUGGACACCUGCAGCGCACCUAUCAGUAUGCCUGGGCCAAUGAUGACAUCUCUGCUCUGACUGCCUCCAAUCUGUUGAAAAAAUAUGCAGAAAAGUAUUCUGGCAUUUUAGAAGGGCCGGCUGAACGACCCAUCCUUAGUAACUAUUCCGAAGCUCCGUCAGGGCUGGUGAACGGUCGGAAGAAUGAAAGUGAACCCUGGCAGCCUUCUUUGAAUUCGGAGAGUGUUUAUCCAAUGAACUGUGUCCCUGAUGUUAUUACUGCCAGCAAAGCUGGAGUAAGUACAGCCCUCCCUCCCGCAGACGUCUCUGCCAGCAUAGGGAGUUCACCUGGGGUGGCCAGUAACCUGACAGAACCUAGUUAUUCUAGUAGUACCUGUGGAAGUCAUACAGUUCCUAGUCUUCAUUCAGGGCUCCCAUCUCAGGAAUAUGCUACAGGAUACAAUGGCUCUUACUUACAUACUAGCUACAGUGGCCAGCCAGCACCUGCACUUCCUUCACCUCAUCCAUCUCCCUUGCAUAGCUCUGGGCUUUUACAGCCCCCACCACCACCACCACCACCACCAGCCCUAGUCCCAGGCUACAAUGGGACUUCUAACCUCUCCAGUUACAGCUAUCCUUCUGCUAGUUAUCCUCCUCAAACUGCCGUUGGUCCUGGGUACAGCCCUGGCGGUGCACCACCUCCGUCAGCAUACUUGCCUUCAGGAAUUCCUGCUCCUACUCCUUUGCCCCCAACCACUGUACCCAGUUACACUUACCAGAGUCACGGUUUGACACCCAUUGCACCAUCAGCUCUGACAAAUAGUACAGCGAGUUCUCUCAAAAGGAAAGCUUUCUACAUGGCAGGGCAAGGAGAAAUGGACUCCAGUUAUGGAAAUUACAGCUAUGGCCAACAGAGAUCUACACAGAGUCCAAUGUACAGAAUGCCCGACAACAGCAUUUCAAAUGCAAACAGGGGGAAUGGCUUUGACAGAAGUGCUGAAACAUCAACCUUAGCAUUUAAGCCAACAAAGCAGCUAAUGUCCUCUGAACAGCAAAGGAAAUUCAGCAGCCAGUCCAGUAGGGCUCUGACACCCCCAUCCUAUAGUACUGCUAAAAAUUCAUUGGGAUCAAGAACAAAUGAAUCCUUUGGGAAGUAUACCUCCCCUGUAAUGAAUGAACAUGGUGAUGAGCAUAGACAGCUCCUUCCUCACCCAAUGCAAGGCCCCGGACUUCGUGCAGCUACCUCAUCCAACCACUCUGUGGACGAGCAACUGAAGAAUACUGAUACACACCUCAUUGACCUUGUAACCAAUGAGAUUAUCAACCAAGGACCUCCAGUGGACUGGAAUGACAUUGCUGGCCUAGAUCUGAUAAAGGCUGUCAUUAAAGAGGAGGUUUUAUGGCCAGUAUUGAGGUCAGAUGCAUUCAAUGGACUGACUGCUCUACCUCGGAGCAUCCUUUUAUUUGGACCUCGGGGAACAGGCAAAACAUUAAUGGGCAGAUGCAUAGCUAGUCAGCUAGGGGCUACAUUUUUCAAAAUCACUGGCUCUGGUCUUGUCACAAAGUGGUUAGGGGAAGGAGAGAAAAUAGUUCAUGCUUCCUUCCUUGUGGCAAGGUGUCGCCAACCCUCAGUGAUUUUUGUUAGUGACAUUGAUAUGCUUCUUUCAUCUCAAGUGAGUGAAGAACACAGUCCAGUAAGCCGGAUGAGAACCGAGUUCCUUAUGCAGCUGGACACCGUACUAACUUCUGCUGAGGACCAAAUAGUAGUAAUUUGCGCCACAAGUAAACCAGAAGAAAUAGAUGAAUCUCUUCGAAGGUACUUCAUGAAACGACUUUUAAUCCCACUUCCUGACAGCACAGCGAGGCACCAGAUAAUAGUACAACUGCUCUCACAGCACAAUUACUGUCUCAAUGACAAGGAGGUUGCACUGCUUGUCCAGCGCACAGAAGGCUUUUCUGGACUGGACGUAGCUCACUUGUGUCAGGAAGCAGUGGUAGGCCCGCUCCAUGCCAUGCCAGCCACAGACCUUUCAGCCAUUAUGCCCAGCCAGUUGAGGCCAGUUACAUAUCAAGACUUUGAAAAUGCUUUCUGCAAGAUACAGCCUAGCAUAUCUCAAAAAGAGCUUGAUACAUAUGUUGAAUGGAACAAAAUGUUUGGUUGCAGUCAGUGAUACUACUUUAAAAAAUGUAAUGAAUGUUGGCACACACACAACCUGCUACAUAGGGUAUAGAACCCCUUUUCAGUAGUGUUCAAAUUUCAAAGGGUACUGGGAAGACUACAAUUUACCUUGCCUCUAAAGAGUCAGGGUAGACUUGAAGGAAAAGUGCAUCAAACAAGAGCUGCUGAUCUGAAAAGCCACACAUGACAGAAAGCGUAUGUUGAUGCUCAGUUCUGUUCAAGCUAGACAACACUCACCAAGGAGCAAGGUGCAAGUGGGUUGAUUUCAGAAGGACAUGAACCCUGUGUGUUGAUUCCAUUCUGCUGUUCUUGAGAUUUAGUUGCUGUCAAGUGCCUGAAGUGGUGCUUUAUUUUUUGUUUGCCUCACAAUUACAUUGGUGGCAUGUGCUAAUAUAAAGAGCUUUAACUUCAAACAUUAUUCGGACUAAAGAGAUGAACGGUUGUGUUGUGACAGAGAACCAGAUUUUUGCUAUUCUAAGAGCAACAGUAUUCCUCAAUCCUGUCUGUUCUGCAGUAUUAAACUAAGAACAGGUAAAACAGGGUAACGGUAAUCUGGACCUUAAUUUCUGCAGUUCAUUUCUUUUAAUGUUCUGUCUGCAAAAACUCAGGAAAGUGAUUGUGAUUUGUACAGUACCUCAAAGGAAUGUGUUGAAAGCACUAUGUACUGCUGAGAGUUAUAGGCUAGGCUUCAAUGUUACUUUAUAUUAAAUAUGUAUGUUUACCUCAACAAUUGGAAAAUGGCAAGGAAAAUUACUUUGAAUGUAUCCGGGAAAAUACUGAAGUGUGAUAUGACUGAAUCUUUACAGCUUUAAAGUAGAAACAGAAGUGUUAAGAAACGGUUCUUUUGCCAAUUUCUGGGAACAGAACAGAAUAAUUCUCUUGUUGGUAAACUGUAAGAGGUUUCAGCAUAUUGCUCCUUUAUAAUUACGCGAUACAGUCUUUAGAAGGUGCACAGAUGAAAAGAGAGCCACUUAAUCAGUUUAUGUUUGCAUCUGGAACAGUCAAAUAUUAGAUUCCAUAGGACUCCGAGAGGCAAAUUACCUUUAAACUAUGACUGCUGGCCUUUUAUUACUUGGCUGUAGUUGUAGUUUUGCGGUUAUUUUGGUAAAACUGUAAGGAAUGGAAUCCUUGUAGGUCACGGGCAUAGCUAUGGGGUGCAGAACUGUUUAUAGCAAUGGAGUAGACCAUGACCAAACAAACAAUACAAAUAAUAAAGCAAAACUGAACCCUCAAAGUACUUUUAUUUCCCCACCCAAACUGUAAAGUUUCAUUUUUAUGGUGUCCGUAUGGCUCCAUUGUCUUUAAUGCAAUCUUCAUUUAGCAUCCAUUAGUAAUCUUUUCGGCUGGAGUGUACCCACCAUUAUUGCUACCUCAGUUUUGUUACGUUUCUCUUGGAAAGCAAAGUAAGAAAUAAGACAAAAAAUAAAGACAGAUUACAUUAGGAAUGCUAACCUGCUAAACGAGUUUAAGAGAUCUGCUGUUUUCUCCUGAAGUCACGUUUCUCCGUUCCUUAAGCCCUCCCGGCCCCCUCCCAUACACGUACUGUGGAGUCUUCCUUCUGGAAAGACUAGCUGGCAUGUGUGGCAUUUUGCUCUGUUCUUCCCCUGCCACACAGUGUCUUUCUUUUUAUCCUUUAAUGCUUUAUGUGCAACUUUUUUCAUGACAGCUGACUGAUGUUGGGUAAUGUCUGUGAACAGGAGCAGCGUACGCUGCAGCUGCCCAAAGCCUCUGCCACCGCAUGUGCAGAACAGCCUUGCUUUUUUGAAUGUAAUUUUUGUUGUUGUUGUUUACUUUAAAGAGACGGUAACAAAACUGUUGCGAAGCACUGGCAUUUAAUGUUUCUGUUAAGUAAUGUACAUUCAAAAAUGUUAAAGAAAUGCACUGAAAGCCCCAAGAAGAGAGAUACCAAUCUGUUACCAGAUCAUGUUUGUCUUCUCAAAAAUUGUACAGAUCUCAUC
Molecule: messenger RNA, 5059 nt
Organism: Alligator sinensis (Chinese alligator)
Lineage: Eukaryota; Metazoa; Chordata; Crocodylia; Alligatoridae
Gene: FIGN
Product: fidgetin, microtubule severing factor
Exons: 3
Coding region: 817-3093 (758 amino acids)
Molecular function (GO): ATP binding; microtubule severing ATPase activity; ATP hydrolysis activity
Source: RefSeq, a predicted model, not a curated record